Messenger RNA from Oryza brachyantha (malo sina), 1329 nucleotides. RefSeq lists its product as uncharacterized. The record is from RefSeq and is a predicted model, not a curated record. The coding region runs from base 17 to 907 and encodes 296 amino acids. Gene Ontology annotation, biological process: RNA processing. Lineage: Eukaryota; Viridiplantae; Streptophyta; Magnoliopsida; Poales; Poaceae. The transcript has 4 exons. Gene Ontology annotation, molecular function: RNA methyltransferase activity; RNA binding.
GAGUUUUGAGACAGCAAUGCUGGCUUGGGAAAGUACGAGUCGACUCAGCACAGAUCUUGGUCCACGGAGAGGAUGGAGCCUCACCAUUACGUGCACGCGGUGUACGGUGCACCGAUGGACUCACUGUCUCACCCCAGUGGGCCCCACAUGUCGGCGAGACGGCGCACGAGUCCGAAAGGGGAAGAGAGAGAGAGAGAGAGAGAGGGAGAGAGAGACGCGGCUGCAGUGUUCGACGGCGGCCAUGGCGGCGGCGGCGGCGGAGAGCGUGGUGGUGGUGCACAACGUGGCGAAGCGGCACAACGUUGGGACGCUGGCGCGGAGCGCGACGGCGUUCGGGGUGGCGGAGGUGGUGGUCGUCGGCCGCCGCGACGUCAGCGCCUUCGGCAGCCACGGCGCCACCUCCCACCUCCGCUUCCGCCACUUCGCCUCCCUCCCCCUCGCCCGCGCCUACCUCAAGGACGAGAGGGGGUGUGACAUCUGCGGCGUGGAGAUCACCCACGACGCGCUGCCGGUGACGGCGCAUCCAUUCCGCCGGAGCACCGCCUUCCUCUUUGGCAAUGAGGGUACAGGACUCUCGGAAAAGGAGUGUGCGAUCUGUGACUUUUUUGUCUACAUUCCUCAGUACGGUGGUGGGACUGCAUCAUUGAAUGUUACAGUUGCAGCGUCGAUUGUUCUCCAUCACUUUGGAGUCUGGGCUGGCUUUCCAGAACGAGGGCGAGAAGGCAAUAAAUUCGUUGUAGCUGACAAACCAAAGGGCCAAUCUAGGGGGCUCUACUGUAACGACUCAAUUGAAGAAGUGAUUGAAGAACGGAAGAUGCGAAGAGAAAAUGCCUGUGACAUAUUUGAGGAAAAUGGAAGUAGUGAGCAUCAAGAAUCAAAUGUUUUAAGCAUGAUGCUUUCAGACUAGAGUAUCCCCUCCUCUCAAUUUGCUAAUCCAAUCCCUGCAUUGGUUGAGGGCGAAAAUGCUUCGAUGAGAUUUGCAAUACCAGAAAACCACACGCAGCGCAAUAUCUGGCUCUGGUUUAUCUUUGCCAAGGGACGCAGACAUAUAUUGAGUAUAUUUCAGAGAACCCAUGGUUUUUUUUUGUUACAGUUGCAGUUUUAUGGCUUCGCAAGGAACGCAAGUGCUGCAUCCCUUCUAACAGAAAUCUUGUGGAAUCAGGGGCAAUGUUUAAGAGAAUACCUUCAAACCAGGGUCCAGGGGUAAACAAGUUAUAUUUUGCUGUGAAAUAUUUCUGUCCCAUCCAUUUUAUGUUCUAAACAGCUUGUGACGUCUUAACUUUCUCGCUCCCAUUGUGAUGAACUCAUGAAAUGUCAUGUUUUUUCUUA